Molecule: messenger RNA, 156 nt
Organism: Plasmopara halstedii
Lineage: Eukaryota; Oomycota; Peronosporomycetes; Peronosporales; Peronosporaceae
Exons: 2
Coding region: 1-156 (51 amino acids)
Source: RefSeq, a predicted model, not a curated record
AUGCUUCACGUCGUUGACACGGUAUAUCUUUAUAUUCUCUGCGUACCCGAGAAUGACACACUUAAAAUUCUUGAAAUCAAGCUUUGUUCUUUAUGCAUUGCCUUCGGGAGCGUACCCGUGCGAGCGAAACACACGCAAGCAAGGAUGGCUCAAUAG